Pyricularia pennisetigena is the source of this 3069-nucleotide messenger RNA. RefSeq lists its product as uncharacterized. Lineage: Eukaryota; Fungi; Ascomycota; Sordariomycetes; Magnaporthales; Pyriculariaceae. Gene Ontology annotation, biological process: regulation of DNA-templated transcription; chromatin remodeling. The coding region runs from base 1 to 3069 and encodes 1022 amino acids. The transcript has 3 exons. The record is from RefSeq and is a predicted model, not a curated record. Gene Ontology annotation, cellular component: chromatin; nucleus.
AUGGCAGUCAUGGCCUCCCCUCAACCAGAUUCGACUGCUGUCGACCAGAAACAAGCAGUCAAAAUGGCGUCACUUGGAGGCGAAGACUCAGUUGCCACCAGCAAUGGUGUUGAAGGACAUUCCCCGACGCAGAAUGGUGUCAAAUCGUCUCCGGAAGCUCAGAUAAAGGCCACGACGGAUUCAGCGACAGAGACCGAUGCGGAUACCGCCAAGCUUUCAUCCAACCACGCUCAGAACUCAGACGCAUUCUCCUCGAACAAGUCGAUCACAACCGAGCCUACGAUACCAACAACGGAUGACACAGAGAUGAAGGCAGAGGAACAGGAUGACAAGUCAAAGUCUGAGGCUGAGGAUAGCAAAGCACCUGCGGCCAAUGGAACGACUGCAAAAUCCGCCGAGGAUGACGUGAAAGACGAGUCAAAGUCACCGAGAGAGGAAGAGGAGGCCAAACCAGCUGCUGAAAGUUCAACAAACGAACAGCCAAAGUCGAACGAGUCCGUAGAAGAUGCUGCGGAAUCCAAGGAUACCGAAAUGUCAGAGGCACCGUCCACAGCACCAGAUGCGAAGACAGAGGCGAGCGGCGUCGUUUCUCCGAAGUCAGACACGAAAUCUGCAGCUCCAAAAGCAACCAAGGAAUCAGAAGAAUCGUCAACCACAAAGACGGGCGAGGCUAACGGUACAGAGGACAAUGUUGCCCCCGAAAAACAACCAACCUCGACCGACUCAAGCCUGAACCCUCCUAGCAUGUCGAACUUGGCUAUUGAUGCAUCGCAGGAUGCCAGUGUUGCUGAGAACCAAGACACUAGCAUGACAGAAGCUCCAUCGCAGACCAAUAAGGUUGCCCGUGAACGUGAGGAUGACAUACCUGACGAGCCUGCAGCCAAGCGUGCGAAGACCGAGUCUCAUGCGACUGAGCUCGACGGUGAGACUGUUACAGCCAAAAAAGACUCAGAAACACAACCCCAGGCCGACUCACAAAAAAGCUCAGCAGUUGCUGCCGACGAUAAGUCCGAGGCAGAAUUUGCCGAGGCAGAUGUGGCGCCUUUCGCCUCGGAACCCAUGGACGUUGAUCCUGAGGGCUGGGAGGAAUCCGCUCAGAAGCUGGUACCGAAACCCAUUAGAGCCCUACCUGGAAGCAUCAUGCACCCCACAUCCUACGAUAAACCGAUUUCCGAAUUUGCCAAUCGCGAAAUUCGAAGGGCAUUGGGCAGUGUCAAAAAGACCAAGGCAGGCGGCAAUUUCAAAGAUUCGGUUGCAAAGCUUUGGCCCGUACUGGCUGAAAGCUACAACAGCAAGGUCAAGAAGCCAAUGGAUAUCGGACUGAUGGAGCGCAACCUGCGCUCUGGAGUAUACAAGAACAUUGGCGAAUUUAAGGCCGAUCUCGACCUUCUGGUGCUAAACUCAUACUACUUCAACGGCGCAAUGCACGAUGUCACUAAGUCUGCCAUCAGCUUGCUUGAGAGCGUCCUUUACAAGCUUGUAGACACACCACUGGACGAGCUUAACAAACCAUCGUCGAGUCAAUCGAAAGCCGCCUCCUCGACAAGGCACGCAGAACCUCGGGCGGCCACACAGCCUAAACCUAAGCCGGCCCCCGCACCGGCAAAACCGCCCCCACCUCCUGCUGCUCCUGUAGAGAAGAUCGUUCAGGGCCCUAUUCACGCCGCGCCAGCGGCAAGACGGGACUCGAAAGAUGACGACCGGCCGAAGAGACCGAUCCAUCCGCCGAAGAAGGAGUUUGGCUACGACGGCAAAGGUUCCAAGAAGAAGAAACUCUCCCCCGACCUGAAGUACUGUGAUGACAUCUUGAAGGAUCUCGCGAAACCCAAAAGCCACGGAAUUGCUUGGAUCUUUGCGAAACCCGUCGACGAGACUCGUGACGGCGCUCCUGGCUACUACAGCAUCAUCAAAAAGCCCAUGGACCUGGGGACGAUGACAGCAAAGUUGCAGGAAGGCAAAUAUCGUAGUGCGGCCGAUUUCAAGGCUGAUUUCGACCUGAUGUUAAACAACUGCUUCACAUUCAACCCCGCGGGCACUGAUGUGCAUGCACUCGCUCGCAACCUCGAGGCGUACUUCCAAGACAAGUGGGCCGGCAUCGAUGCAUACGUCGCCAAGCAUGCGAGCAGAGCCCCAGCCCGUCGAACCUCCGCUUCUAGUCCCAGCGCGGGGAUCAAAGACGAGUCGGAUGACGAGGGCCCGGCUAGUGAGCCGGAGCCUGAGAUACCUGCGGCACACCUGGAUCAGAUUCGUGAGCUCAAGAAAAAGAUUGAUGCUGUUGAUGCUAGUAUUACAAAGCACAAAGAGCAAUACACCGAGGAGGUGGCAAACAGCGCAGACCCGUCUGACACAUCAAAGCUCGACAUUUUGAUGUCCAUCAUCCAGAUGCUUAACAAGGAUCUUGGAGACAAGAAGAAGAAGCUCGCCGAGUUGGAAGCCAGCACGCCUGCAUCCAAGCCAAAACCUGCCGCCAAGGCCAAGAAGGCUGCGGCAGCUGGCAAUGCACUUCCGAAUAAGAAGGCGGCUGGUGGCAACAAGAAAGCUGGUGGAGCAGGAGGCAAGAAGUCUAGCAAGCGUGUCAUGAGCACGAUUGAAAAGGAGGCGAUUGCCAACGGCAUCAAUGAGCUGGAUGGCACCUAUCUCGAGCAAGCUGUCGCCGUCAUCAAGAAGGACACCAACCAAGAGGAGAAUGGCGACGGCGAGCUGGAACUCGAGAUCGAACAGCUAUCGAGCGAUGCGCUCAACAAACUCUAUGAUCUCAUGUGUUCGGGAAUCAAGGGGUUCCGAGCGAAUGUAGAAUCGAUGGUGAGGAGCGCUCAAGCAACAGCUCCACCGCCGGCUCCAGCCCCAGCAGCUAUCGCCGGACGUGGACAGAAGCCCAAAAAGAACAAGCCCAUGGGCAAGGGUGAGCAGGAGCGCAAGCUUGAGCAUCUCGAAAAGCUCAAAGCUCAGUACACUGCGAACAAAGGCCGACAAGGCAGCGGCAGCCAGGAGCCGCCGGGUGCGAAUGAGCUUGCCUCACAUGAACCCGCAGAUGAAGAGGAGAGCGAAGUCAGCUCUGAGGAGGAUUAG